Molecule: messenger RNA, 619 nt
Organism: Coffea arabica (coffee)
Lineage: Eukaryota; Viridiplantae; Streptophyta; Magnoliopsida; Gentianales; Rubiaceae
Source: RefSeq, a predicted model, not a curated record
CAUUCAGCACUAUAUAUAUACGCAUGUGUGCAAAAGUUUAUGCACUUAGAAUCUCACAGCAAAUGGCUUUUAAUCAGUCUUUCUUCCUUGUUCUUGUGCUCCUUGCAUCUAGUGUGGUGUUAGGAAAAGUUGAAGCUGCAGAAGCUACAGAAACCACCAAUGCCGUCAAAACUGCAUCAAGAAAAAUGCUGCCAAUUGGAGGACAGAUUAUAAAAAUGCUUGGGGUUAGAAAAGAUACCUGUAUAGGUCUUUUGGAAUCCUGCAAGGACGAUCCAUAUGGCUGUUGUCCUGGCUGUGUCUGUUUGUGGCCUGGGGACUUGUGUCGUGGUGACUGCUGAAUCAUGCUGAAGCUCCAAGCUAAAAUGCUGCUAGCAUCUAAAUGAACAAUUAGCAAAUUGUUCUUGCUGUAACAUAAAUAAAUGGAAGCGUGGUUCUAGUGUAAAAUAUGUUAUCUCCUGCUAUUGAAUAAAUUAUGAUAAAUGGAUUUUCAGUAGGAAAUCCAUUGGUGUAUGGACUUUUCAUGGUAAUGAAUUUUGAGUUAAAACUCCUUGCAGUUUAGAAUUUUUUUGCAUAUGUCCGUGUAUUUUGUCUCAUAAAAUGGUGAAAUGCAAAAUGCCUU